UCCGAACUCAAUCCCUUAGAGUCAAACUUGUUUUCUUUCCCGUCGUCGGUAGGAUACAAAUUCCCUACAAUAACUUAAUCUACAAUGGCGCCUUUUGUCCCGUACCACAAUUCAGCCGGUCAGUCGAAAAUUGUCAAAUUCGGCGGUCUUCUCACCACAGAAUUCCUCGAGCCCCCACCGGGAAGAUGCUUCCUGUUCCGCCAGACCUACCGCCACAAUGUGGAGGGCCCCAUCCCCGACAACCUGCGUAAGCUGAUCAACAGCCCCGACCGGCCCAAGGGUCCCCCGCCACACUUCCACCAGUUCCAGACGGAGUACUUCCGCGUCGAGUCCGGGGUGAUGGGAAUCAACGUCGACGGCCAGGUGAAGCGCGUGACCGCCGCGGACGGGGAGGUCUCCGUGAAGGCGGGCAGCGUGCACAACUUCUUCAUCCACCCAGACUCGGAGGAGAGCAUGACCGUCUACCUCAGCGCCUCGGACUCCGGCAUGGACUACCAGCUGGACCGCAUCUUCUUCGAGAACUGGUACGGCUACUGGCACGAUGCCCUGCUGCAUGAUGGCGGGCUCGACUGGAUUCAGUUUUUGGCUAUCCAAGACGGCGGAGACGCAUACACCCCCGCCCCCGCCUGGGUCCCCUUCCGCCGCCAGGUUGGCUACUGGACCUGCGUGGUCGUCGGCCGCUGGAUCGGCGGCCUGCUCGGCUACAAGCCCUUCUUCCGCGAGUACACCACCGACUGGGACUUCGCCGUCGCCAAGAUGAAGGGCUCCUUCUUCCAGCGGCAUCUGGUGCACGACGCCUACGCGGCCGAGAAGAACUGGGACGCCCAGGUCGCGCUGGAGGCGGCUUCCCGGCCCGAAAACGCCGAGUUCGAGCCCUGGGUGCAGGAUAUGUCGCCCAAGGCGCUGACCUUACCGCCUGUGCAGUAUGAGAAGGGUGUGUUUGUGGAUGGUGCGGCUCUUGCUACACCAAAUGGGGUAAAUGGGCAUGCCAAUGGUGUCAAUGGGCACACAAACGGGGUCAAUGGGCACGCUGGGGUCAAUGGACAUGCUAUGAACGGCACGAAUGGCACGACGACGGGGGCGGAGUGGGAGGAUGUAGUCGCGCUGAAGAAGCGGGCUGCCAACGGUGCCAAUGGCGUAAAUGGCACAAAUGGGGUUCAUUGAGCGGAUCCGUUCUUGUGGUUGAUAGUUCAGCAUUGGGAUCACGUGAAGCAUUC
Messenger RNA from Aspergillus fijiensis CBS 313.89, 1217 nucleotides. Its product is annotated as cupin domain-containing protein. The coding region runs from base 85 to 1164 and encodes 359 amino acids. The transcript has 3 exons. The record is from RefSeq and is a predicted model, not a curated record. NCBI's taxonomy places the organism in Eukaryota, Fungi, Ascomycota, Eurotiomycetes, Eurotiales, Aspergillaceae.